Messenger RNA from Andrographis paniculata, 3486 nucleotides. Its product is annotated as peptidyl serine alpha-galactosyltransferase. The coding region runs from base 632 to 3118 and encodes 828 amino acids. Gene Ontology annotation, molecular function: glycosyltransferase activity. NCBI's taxonomy places the organism in Eukaryota, Viridiplantae, Streptophyta, Magnoliopsida, Lamiales, Acanthaceae. The record is from RefSeq and is a predicted model, not a curated record. The transcript is spliced from 8 exons.
UUGCUGCUGUUGAGAUCAUGUUUCUUGAUCGCCUCCAUUCAUUGUACAGUUCAAAUUUUCUUUUGGGUUAGGUAAUUUGCUAGCUCUCAAAUUGCUAUAUACGUUGGAUUACGUUGAUUUUUAAAUCUUGUAGGAGCUGUAUAUUCUAUUGCCAGAUGUGGGAGGACUGGAUAAAUUGAUUAUUGGAUGCUUGAGCUGUAUUUCUUCAGAAAAACAAAAAGAAAAAAAAAAAAGAAAGUCAACUAUUCUAUUGUACGUUGCCUUAACUGUGGUGUUAGUGAGGAAUGAGGAUCACUCCAUAAACCCAAAUGGGUUUUCUUUAAUUCGUUUUGAUUUUUUCUCCUCCUUCAGUUUCUGUAAAUGAACAUCAUCGAAUUUGUUUGCUCAUUUAUUUGAUAGAAGAAGAGAGUUUCAGGGAUAUGAUGUUACAGGUCAUCUUCGAUGGAAAUUUCUUCCCUGUAUAUUUAAUCUGCUGCCCCUUUCCCCACGAUCUUGUCUCUCUGGCAUAAAAUUGCAAGAAAAUGUUGGUAAAGAGCUGACUUCGAUUUAAAAAAUAAAAAAAUAAAAAUUAGAGAAACCCUAUUUCAGAUCUUUUCAGGGAAAACUCAAUUCUGUUCUCGGCUAUGCGACAAUGGCGACGGUAAGACUCAUGCAAUUCUUAACGGCGUUAGUGGCGGCGCUAUUAGCGAGCUGCCUGCAGGCAUCCGCCGCGGCGGUGGCCGGAACGGCGCCGUUUAGGAUCCACACACUGUUCUCGGUUGAGUGCCAGGAUUACUUCGAUUGGCAAACUGUGGGCCUCGUGCAUAGCUUCCGGAAGGCCCGGCAGCCCGGCCCGAUCACUCGUCUGCUCAGUUGCACCGAGGAAGAGAAGAAGAAGUACAGAGGUUUCGACUUAGCUCCGACGUUUGAGGUCCCUUCAAUGAGCAGACACCCCAAGACUGGCGAUUGGUAUCCAGCCAUUAAUAAACCUGCUGGUGUAGUCCACUGGCUUAAACACAGCAAAGAUGCACAGAAUGUGGAUUGGGUUGUUAUUCUGGAUGCAGACAUGAUCAUCAGAGGUCCAAUUCUUCCAUGGGAGCUUGGAGCUGAGAGGGGAAGACCUGUUGCUGCAUAUUAUGGAUACUUGGUGGGAUGCGACAACAUUCUUGCGAAACUGCACACAAAGCAUCCCGAGCUAUGCGAUAAGGUUGGCGGGCUUUUAGCAAUGCAUAUCGAUGAUCUCCGAGCAUUGGCGCCUAUGUGGCUGUCGAAAACGGAAGAAGUUCGUGGAGAUAAAGAGCAUUGGCCUACUAAGUACACUGGAGAUAUAUACGGAACAGGGUGGAUCAGUGAAAUGUACGGAUACUCAUUUGGCGCUGCCGAGGUUGGGUUGCGCCACAAGAUAAAUGAUAACUUGAUGAUAUAUCCGGGAUAUGUUCCUCGGGAAGGCGUCGAGCCAAUUCUUAUGCAUUAUGGCUUGCCUUUUAGCGUCGGAAAUUGGUCGUUUAGUAAAUUAGAACAUCACGAAGACAGCGUCGUGUACGACUGCGGGCGUCUGUUUCCCGAGCCUCCUUAUCCUAGACAGGUGAAUGAAAUGGAGAAUGAUCCGAACAAAAAACGGGCGUUAUUUCUCAGCAUAGAGUGUAUGAAUACGCUGAAUGAAGGUCUGUGGUUGCAUCACACAGCGCGCGGUUGCCCCAAGCCGAAGUGGUCGAAGUACUUGAGCUUUUUAAAGGGCCAAACUUUUUCGGAACUUACUCAGCCGAAACGAGUGACUCCACAAAGCCUCAGGAUGAUGAACGAUGUUCAUAAGCAAGACAGUGACGAGCCGGAAAAGACAUUCCCGAAAAUACAUACAGUUUUCUCGACAGAGUGUUCCUCGUACUUUGAUUGGCAGACGAUCGGGCUCGUCCACAGUUUCUAUCAAAGCGGUCAGCCGGGAGGCAUCACGAGGCUUCUGAGCUGCACUGACGAGGACUUGAAGCAUUACAAAGGACAUGAUCUUGCUCCCACUCACUACGUCCCGUCGAUGAGCCGCCAUCCUUUAACCGGAGAUUGGUACCCGGCGAUUAAUAAACCUGCUGCGAUCGUGCACUGGCUUAAUCACGUAAAGAUCGAUGCAGAAUAUAUAGUGAUCCUCGAUGCGGAUAUGAUAAUGAAAGGUCCUAUUACGCCGUGGGAGUUCCACGCAGCUAAGGGAAGACCUGUCUCGGCUCCUUACGAAUACCUUAUUGGCUGCGACAAUGUGCUGGCCACGAUCCACACUCGCCAUCCCGAGGCUUGCAACAAGGUCGGAGGCGUGAUAAUAAUGCAUAUAACCGAUCUCAGGAGAUUGGCGUUGCUUUGGCUGCACAAAACCGAGGAAGUGCGCGCAGAUAUGGCGCAUUGGUCCACGAAUUUUACGGGAGAUGUUUACGAAUCCGGAUGGAUUAGCGAGAUGUACGGAUACUCCUUUGGCGCAGCAGAGCUGAAGCUAAAGCAUCUCAUAAACGAUGAGAUAAUGAUAUACCCUGGUUAUGUUCCGACGCCGGGCGUCAACUACAGAGUGUAUCACUAUGGCUUGGAAUUCAGUGUCGGCGACUGGAUCUUCGACAAAGCGAAAUGGAGAAAUUUCGACGUUGUGAACAAAUGUUGGGCUAUGUUUCCGAGCCCUCCUCAUUCAUCAUCACUCGAUCAGUCGAACAAGGAGUUCUUGAGUCGGGACUUGCUCAGCAUAGACUGCGUAAAUACGAUGAACGAGGCGCUGCGCCAGUACUACAGCCAGAAGAAAUGUCCCGAUCCCAAUAGCUUCUUACCAACUCCAACGAGGAUGACCUCCCGCGAUCCUCCUAGGUUGGAUUCACCGGGUGACGAGACCACCAUUGAAGUAACAGCUUCGAAGAAACUCGAGAAGGUCAAUCAGACUGAUGCCGAAAAUGAAUCCCGGGGAAUCUCUACACCGGAGGAGACGAACCAGACAUUCAGUUCGAUGAGAUUCUGGAUAGUUGGCCUUUGGGCGCUGUCAAUCGUCGGUUUUGUAGGAGCAAUGGCGAUGAUGAUUUUGCGGCGCCGAGGUAUGAGGAAGCGGGGUAAGACAUACAAGUCAAAACGACGAAACUCGAAUCCGGGAUUCUGGGAUCGAAACAAUCCUGAAGACUAGGAAUACAUACACACAUAUAUAUAUAUGUAUGUAUGUAUAAGAACAGCAACUGACACUUUUAUUUGCACCAUGAAAUAGUUUCAGAAACAGAGCAUAGGUUUGAAUCCAUACAGUGAAGAAGAAGGCAGACCUGCCACGAGUUCAUCUUCUUUCAGUUUUUUCUGUACUGUAUGUAUUAUGGCAUAAAGAAACCCAAAUUACAGUAAUAAGCACCAUUGAAAGCUUCAUUGUCAUUUGUCAAUGUCAUGUCUUCCAUGCACAAAAUGCAGUUAGCUGUAGCAGUGAAUAGUGAUGUAUCAACAAGAGGUAGUUGUGCAACCAACACUCUUCUUCCCCAAUUUUCUUAGCUUGAAGCAAAAUCGAGGGUC